UUUAUCUCUCUUCCAACUAGGAUUCUAGAUUUCAUAACUCCUACUGAAACGAGUUAUGAGACGGAAGCUGUCCUCCCAGGGGUGCAGAAGAGGAAUCCGAGGCAGCGGUGGGCCGUGAAGCAGCACCGUCAGGAGUGUGGAAUGGAAAUCAGGCAGCCCUGGCGGCAGAGUGGAAAUUUCACAGCCUGAAACCAGGCGCUGCUAAGGAAUGAUGAGCAGUUCCCUCUGCCUGCGGCUCUAUCUGCCUCUGAGGCCAGUGUUUUCCGUCCGGGACUCCCGAGCUCCCGAGCGCCCUGUGCGACCAAAGGGCUGGAUGUCUACGCCCACCUCCUGCCUGGGUGGCCACUCCGCGUUAUCGUUACCGCCGGCUGCAGGUGGGCGGAGCUCCUCAGACGCAGUUCACUUCCGGCGGACGCUGGCGCCAGACGGCGGCAGCCCCGCGGCGCACGCAGCAAACGUGAGGAACCCCACGGGGCUGAGGACGUCGUGCGUGCCUCCCCGGUGGGCGCGGGCGAACGGGCGCAGGCGCGUGCUCUGGGCCUCGGGUUCCGCGGCCGCCGUCCUGUCCCUCCGGUUGAGGUUCCCCGUCAGUGUGCGGUCAGUGUGCUCUACGGUCAUCUGCCGGCCCCGGGUCCUCGUCCUCGCAGCUCGCAAGGGAAUGCCAAAAAAGGACAGCGACGCAGACAUAGAUGAGGGUCUCUACUCCCGUCAGCUGUACGUACUGGGCCACGAGGCAAUGAAGCAUCUCCAGACAUCCAGUGUGCUGGUGUCGGGCCUCCGGGGCCUAGGUGUGGAGAUCGCGAAGAAUAUCAUCCUUGCUGGGGUCAAAGCUGUCACCCUCCAUGACCAGGGCACUGCCCAGUGGGCUGACCUCUCCUCCCAGUUCUACCUGCGGGAGGAGGACGUCGGUAAAAACCGGGCUGAAGUAUCACAGCCCCGCCUUGCUGAGCUCAACAGCUAUGUGCCCGUCAGCACCUAUACUGGAGCCCUCGUUGAGGACUUCCUUAGUGGUUUCCAGGUGGUAGUCCUUAGCAACACUCCCUUGGAGGAGCAACUGCAGGUGGGUGCGUUCUGUCACAGCCAUGGAAUCAAGCUGGUGGUGGCAGAUACACGGGGACUGUUUGGGCAGUUGUUCUGUGACUUCGGCGAGGAAAUGAUCCUCACGGAUUCCAACGGGGAGCAGCCUCUCAGUGCUAUGGUUUCUAUGGUUACCAAGGACAGCCCUGGUGUCGUCACCUGCCUGGAUGAGGCCCGGCACGGGUUUGAGAGUGGUGACUUCGUCUCCUUCACAGAAGUCCAAGGCAUGAACGAACUCAAUGGCACCUGCCCCAUGCAGAUCAAAGUUCUAGGUCCCUACACCUUCAGUAUCUGUGAUACUUCCAGCUUCUCUGACUACACCUAUGGAGGCAUCGUCAGUCAGGUCAAAGUACCUAAGAAGAUCAGCUUUAAAUCCUUGCCAGCCUCACUGGCAGAACCAGAUUUUGUGGUAACAGACUUUGCCAAGACCUCUCGCCCUGCCCAGCUGCACAUUGGCUUCCAGGCCCUGCACCAGUUCUGUGCUCAGCACGGCCGUUCCCCGCGGCCCCGCAAUGAGGAGGAUGCAGCAGAACUGGUGACCCUAGCACAGACCGUGAAUGCCCAAGCCCUGCUGGCGGUGCAGCAGGACAACUUGGAUGAAGAGCUCAUUCGGGAACUGGCGUAUGUGGCUGCUGGGGAUCUGGCCCCUGUAAACGCCUUCAUUGGAGGCCUGGCUGCCCAGGAGGUCAUGAAGGCCUGCUCUGGGAAGUUUAUGCCUGUUAUGCAGUGGCUGUACUUUGAUGCCCUUGAGUGUCUCCCCGAGGACAAAGAGGCCCUCACAGAAGACAAGUGUCUCCCGUGCCAGAACCGUUACGAUGGGCAGGUGGCUGUAUUUGGCUCAGACCUGCAAGAGAAGUUGGGCAGGCAGAAUUACCUGUUGGUAGGUGCAGGGGCCAUUGGGUGUGAGCUGCUCAAGAACUUUGCCAUGAUUGGUCUAGGCUGUGGGGAGAGGGGAGCAGUCACCGUUACAGACAUGGACGCCAUUGAGAAGUCCAACCUGAACCGACAGUUUUUGUUCCGGCCCUGGGAUGUCACGAAAUUGAAGUCUGACACAGCUGCUGCAGCCGUGCGCCAGUUAAAUCCACACAUCCGCGUGAUGAGCCGUCAGGACCGUGUGGGCCCUGACACAGAGCACAUCUAUGACGACGACUUCUUCCAAAACCUGGAUGGUGUAGCCAAUGCCCUGGACAGUGUGGAUGCCCGCAUGUACGUGGACCGCCGCUGUGUGUUCUACCGUAAGCCACUGCUGGAGUCAGGCACACUGGGCACAAAGGGCAAUGUCCAGGUGGUUAUUCCGUUCUUAACAGAGUCAUAUAGCUCCAGCCAGGACCCUCCUGAGAAGACCAUUCCCAUCUGCACACUGAAGAACUUCCCCAAUGCCGUUGAGCACACCCUACAGUGGGCUCGGGAUGAGUUUGAAGGCCUCUUUAAGCAGCCAGCAGAAAAUGUCAACCAGUACCUCAUUCCUGCCCCCGUGACCCCUCUGAUCCCUGAUAGAGACUCCAAGUUUAUGGAGCGGACACUGCGGCUGGCAGGCACCCAACCCCUGGAGGUGCUGGAGGCCGUGCAGCGCAGCCUGGUGCUGCAGCGACCACACACCUGGGCCGACUGCGUGACCUGGGCUUGCCACCACUGGCACACCCAGUACUCCAGCAACAUCCAGCAGCUGCUGCACAACUUUCCUCCUGACCAGCUAACAAGCUCAGGAGCCCCGUUCUGGUCUGGGCCCAAACGCUGUCCACACCCGCUCACCUUUGAUAUCAACAAUUCCCUGCAUCUGGACUACGUGAUGGCUGCCGCCAACCUGUUUGCCCAGACCUACGGGCUUCUGGGCUCCCGGGACAGGGCUGAUGUGGCCAUACUCCUACAGUCCGUGAAGGUCCCCGAGUUCACCCCCAAGGCCGGCAUCAAGAUCCAUGUCUCUGACCAGGAGCUACAGAACGCUGAUGCCUCUUUCGAUGAUACCCGCCUACAGGAGCUCAAGGCCAUGUUGCCCAGCCCAGAGACACUCCCUGGAUUCAAGAUGUACCCCAUCAAUUUUGAGAAGGACGAUGACAGCAACUUCCACAUGGAUUUCAUUGUGGCUGCAUCCAACCUCCGGGCAGAGAACUAUAACAUUCCUCCUGCAGACCGGCAUAAGAGCAAGCUGGUUGCAGGUAACAUCAUCCCAGCCAUUGCCACAACCACAGCAGCCAUAGUUGGCCUUGUGUGUCUGGAGCUCUACAAGGUGGUACAGGGACACCAACAGCUUCAGUCCUAUAAGAACAGCUUCAUCAACCUGGCCCUGCCCUUCUUCAGCUUCUCUGAGCCCCUUGCUGCACCUCGUCACCAGUACAAUAACCAAGAGUGGACAUUGUGGGAUCGCUUUGAGGUACAGGGAAUGCAGCCUAACGGUGAAGAGAUGACCCUCAGACAGUUCCUCAGCUACUUUAAGAGAGAACACAAAUUGGAGAUCACCAUGCUGUCCCAAGGAGUGUCCAUGCUCUACUCCUUUUUCAUGCCAGCCACCAAACUCAAGCAACGGUUGGAUCAGCCGUGGAAGCAUUUCUCCCUUUGGAAGUAAGACGUCCAGGCCGGUAUUGCGUAAGGUCACAUAACAGGAAACACAAAUGUCAGUCAGUCACUAGGGGCGAUGGUGAGUGCUGCCACUUCCUCUUCCACCUCUUCAUUUUGAGACCCGGGAAUCCUGGUUGUGGCAGAAGCAGCAACAUAUGCUGGAGGUAUCGAGAGCACGUACAGCCUCCUGAAGAACCUGGUUCCAACCCUGCAAGGUAAGGCCACCCAAUCUGCACUAUCACUGGGUCUUCAAAUGGUCAUUCCACUGCUUCGUCAGGCUGCCUGCUUCAGAAUUGUGGAGAACAUGGUGAAUUCCAUAAGCAUGGGUCUCUUUCCUCACUCCUUCUGCUAUACGGUGAGUUUCCUAAUUCAAAACAAAGUUGAAUGGCCACCGUGAUGGAGAAGAAGGCAUUCUGCCAGUUCACACAUGGUAGUUUGGGCAAAGGAAUCACGUACAAAGAUGGCAAAUUUAUAUUCAGAGUAUGUGUUCCAGGAAGAAAGAACAAACACUGCCCCACUCCUGAUGGGGGAAGCCCAAAGUAAUCAACUGGCCACCAGGGGUCGGGGACUCUUACUGGUUCCCCUGUGGGCAAACUAGGCACUUAGCAGUGGGCAUAGCCAGAUCAGGCUUGGUGAGUGAAAGUACUGUAUUGCUGAGUCCAGUAUAUCCUCCAUCCCUCGAGCCCAUGGGAUGGUGGGACGUUGGCUGGGGAAAGAGGCUGGCUGGAGAAUGAAAUCAUUCUGUAAUGGGGAGGGAUCGUAGAUGACCCAUGCAUCCAACACGACAGAAUGGAUCUUCCUAUCCAUUUGAUUAUUAGAAUCCUCCUCUGCAGGAUGUCGCACUUGGUUGAGCAUUUACAUAGAACACACUGUCUUCACGUGUUUCAGACAAGUCUAUCCACAUUCGUCUUCCUCCAAGUUUUGGUCACCAAUUUUCAAAUCUUGUUCUUCUAGAAAACAUGACUAUUCAGCCAAACUAUUGAGCACAGGACAGAAAUCAGUUCUAUAAUCACACAAUCACAUGACUGGCCGUCUCUUAUUCCAAGCUCGGUGAGCACACAGGUUUACUCCUUGAAGAUCUGCCCCUGGGAGGACUUCGCUUCACCAGUGUCCGUCUCAGAGAGAAGCGAUAGUGCUGCAGCUGUCCACUUUUGGGUGGUGCCUGCAUGCCACGCAGAACCAUCUGUGAACCAGGCCUGAGUCUUGUCCUCUGUCAACUGAUCAUCAGAGCCACCCAUGAGGCCAUGGGUGAAGGUGGGGGGAGAGAAGGCACGGUAGCGGGAAUGGGGACAUUGGGCAUUUGGGUACUUUCUCAUUCAACUUUGUGCCUUCAAGGCCUGCACAGGCCAGAUCCCAGACAGACCACUUUCAUUUGAUGAUGGAGUGUGGCCAUAAUGACUAACUUUGUGGUCAUUAUGGCACCUUGUGAAAAAGUGUGUACAUGAUCAGUCUCUACUAAGGCCCAGUAGGAAGCUGAGAGCUUUUUUCUCAAAAACAGAGUAGUUACCUGUGGAGGAUGGCAGGGCUUUGCUCAAAAUUCAUAGGGGCCUGUCACUUCUACGGGCCUGCCAAGACUCCAUACCUCCAAACAGCAUCGUUAUCUGCCAUCGACACUUCAAGUUCCAUUGGAUCCACUGGAUCACAUGGCCCAAGGGCACAGCAGUUUGCAGGGUGGCCUGGAACUGACAUGGAACCUUCUCCAAUUCUGCACUCCAUUCAAAACUAGCAACUUGUUUGGGGCACUCAGCAAAUGGAUCAAAGGUAAACUGUUGCCUCCCAUACUCACUGACUCAGUAGGCUGUGCAUUCUGGGUCAUACGGGAGACCAGUCGCAAACGUUUAUCUUCUACCUUAGAAGGCAUAUCUAAAUGCGUGCCUCACACAGGCUUACAGAGGUGAGAACCCCAAGAAGAAGACCCAAGAGAGCCAGUGGUAUAGUUCUCAUCUACAUCUUAAGGCCUGAGAAGCAGGAAACUGAUAUGUACAUUGCAGUCAGAGUCUGAGUCCGAAGCAGUGGAAAACCAACGUUCCAGCUUGAAGACACUCAGGCAGAGAGGAAGAAUUUUUUCUUGCUCAGCCAUUUUGUUCGAUUCAGGUCUUCAAGGGAUUGCAUGAGGCCACCCACACUGGGCAGAGCAAUCUGCUUUAGUCAACGUGAAGCUCAUCUAGAAUCACUUUCUCAGACACACCCCCAAAUCAUGUAUUACCCAAUAUCUGGGCACCCAGUGGCCCAGUCAAGUUGACACAGGUAAUAAAACAUCACAAUGACCAUCUUCAGGGCUCCUGAGAAACCUCGAUAAUGAAGAGACUUAAAAGAGUUUCAUCACAGAUGUUAAAACUAGACUCAAGUGGUAUCCUUUCACAGCUUAAAAUCUUGCCAUGGGCCCCCUCCCUAAUGGUGUGAAUAGCAGAGUUCUUGUCAUAGUCCCCAAAACUCCAGACUCAUACUCCAUGUACCCUAUGGACCUAUCUUCUACUUCUUCCUUCUUUACUCAUUCUUUUUGACUUUUCUUCACAGGUCCCUUGCAUGAUGAAACAGGGAGAGGGCGGGCAGGUGUUAGGAGCUGGGGUUCCCCCAGUUUAUUUGAAACCAGGUUCUCUAUCCUCCAGCACAGACUCGUCAGUGAUGAGGCCAGUCUCAUUACCGUUGCUCCCAGGGAGGAUGGGGCAUGAAUAGGCAAACAUCCUCCCAAAGUGUGUCUGGGGGUAUAAUGAAGGACAAAGUGGCCCCCACUCCAACCAUUUGAGGAUUGCGGAUGCUAUGGGACAUCUUGUUUGCCCACAGUUUGAGGGAAUAAACCCACAAUGCUCUCAACAGUGAAAGGGGCUAGGGAAACGGCAGGCCAGUAGUGGGCUGGGAAGACAAGACUGCUACAGACAAUGUGUGAGAGAUGUGUCAGAUGCAGGCUUAUGUCACCUGCAAGUAGGUGUCUCUGGGUCAUCUGUUGAUAUCACAGGAAGAUAUGUUUGUGACAGUUAUUCUUAAGUUGUUAACUUCUUUUCACUUUUUAUUACAAAAUUAUUAUUAAAGUUUUCAAAACUUCAGAAAA
Pteropus alecto (black flying fox) is the source of this 6682-nucleotide messenger RNA. Its product is annotated as ubiquitin-like modifier-activating enzyme 1. The transcript is spliced from 26 exons. The record is from RefSeq and is a predicted model, not a curated record. Gene Ontology annotation, cellular component: SUMO activating enzyme complex; cytoplasm. Bases 209 to 3640 code for a protein of 1143 amino acids. Gene Ontology annotation, biological process: protein sumoylation. Gene Ontology annotation, molecular function: SUMO activating enzyme activity. NCBI's taxonomy places the organism in Eukaryota, Metazoa, Chordata, Mammalia, Chiroptera, Pteropodidae.